Hyalella azteca is the source of this 2839-nucleotide messenger RNA. RefSeq lists its product as uncharacterized. The record is from RefSeq and is a predicted model, not a curated record. Bases 523 to 1557 code for a protein of 344 amino acids. Lineage: Eukaryota; Metazoa; Arthropoda; Malacostraca; Amphipoda; Hyalellidae. The transcript has 6 exons.
GCCUGCAGCGACCUCUGCGACGUACAGCGGCCGCACUUCGAGGCUUGCUUUGCCGUGCGGCGACAACAAUUGGACAUUUCCUUCCUUAAUAAAAGCGACUCUGGAAGUCUGGACUUGCAACUGUACGGGGACCCUGCGACGAACGCCUCGACGCCCUUCCUGCGUCCUGCACUUCCGACAGUCCCUCUUCCCUUCACCGUGAACGCACUUCACCCUUCAAUUCCGAUAAAGACUCUUUCCUUCCCAGCAAACUCCUUGCACCAUGCAAAUCAUUUAAAACCCGCAGCACAGGAUGUCAGUGCAGCCAAUUUGCAUCCAAUAUUUAAUCUCCUACAUGACAAGUUUGUCAGAAUACCUUCAUUCGUUGCUGGUGCGCAUCCGAACACAAAUUUAGCAACGUAUCCCCAUGUUAUAUAUAAGUGUUCUCCAACCCUGACAGGACAAGUAGCACCCAGUGUCCUAGAGACUACAGAGUCAAGUCAUAUUCGUUUUAACACAAAAGACUUACUUAAGUCGGCUAACAUGCCGGUGAGAAGCGACAAUACAUUAGAUCGUUUAAAAGUAACUUUGACCGAAAUACUCAACAAUUUGAUGGAGGGGGAUAAGUCGAUCGGCAGGUCUCAUGCAAGUAAUUUCGAAACCGGAAAAUAUCCUUCCAUAACGUAUCGCUGUGUUCCUUCAUCGGGAGAUGAAGUCGACUUGAGUUUUCCCGAAAAUGUUACGAAAGGCCAGAAAAAAUCAGGUUCUUAUUUAGCUGCGCUUACUAGUGACUUACUCGCUAUCGGUCGUGUUUCAACGCUCAAUGCCACACAUUCUAAUCCAAGCGAAUUUAGCUCCAAUGCUGUGGAUGAAACCAACUCAGUCGGAGGAGCGUCGGCAUACGAUAAGAAAGCAAGUAUCUCCACAUACAAUGAAAUAAAGGCUGAUGAAACUGUCGGGAAUGCGACACUAAGCGAAGUUAUAGUUUCCCGCGUUACUAUUCAACCUGGCGAUGACGUCACCGCUACGACUUACCGACCUUAUCUCUCAGACUUGAUGAAGUUGCUGCUGAACUCGACUAACUCGAGCGGUGCACCAUGCCCUCCUCUCUUCACCCCCGUCGGCAACACCUGUCUGGCCGUCAUUCCUUACUUGAUGACGUGGCAGGAGGCGGGGGGUGUGUGUGAGAGACUGGGAGGGCAGCUGGCAGAGGCCAGGGACGCGAACAUUCUGACGGAGAUCGCAAAAUUCCUCAAGCGCAUUGGGAUUUCUGCCGACUUUUGGAUAGGAGGAUUUUUUGACGACGUUGCGGACGCUUGGAUGUGGCGGAGCGGCAGCAAGAUGAUCAUGUCGACGCCAUUUUGGGGGUACAAGUACAGAAGUGAGUGCAAUGGGACGGCCGGCCACGGCUACAGUCCAGCGCGUUACAAUCCGUCCUGCAGUCACGCCCAGCAAGCUCCCCACAACAGCACCAGGGGCUUCUGUGCCUCACUAGACACCCAGUUCUUCUAUUUCAUUACCGACCAUCCGUGUGAACACGGCCGCAAGGCCUUGUGCUCACAUGAGCGCGUGUGGUGAUGCUGGUGGAGCCACAUGAGCGCGUGUGGUGAUGCUGGUGGAGCCACAUGAGCGCGUGUGGUGAUGCUGGUGGAGCCACAUGAGCGCGGGUGGUUAAUACUAUUUUCCAGUAUUUUUUAUUUAAGCACGAACUAUAAGCGGAAAUAGCAAUUAAUGUGAUUUCUAAGUGACCACCAAAUGAUGUAAAUGAUCAGCCAUUGUCGUGGGGCAAGAAAGAGUGAAUACGAGCGCAGACUUCGACUAGACGAGUGAAUUUUCAGAGCUUGGUAAAUAUCAUCGUAUAACUAAGUAAUAUUACAAUUAGUAAAAUAUCUCGUACUGGAAACAGCUUGGGCAUUCUGAACCAAGCUGAGAAUAAUUUGAAUGUGUUUAAAAGCUAUCUAAUUUGCUAAUACCUUCGUUUCAUCAAUGACAUCGGCAGAUAUAAUGUUAAAAUGUGUAAAUUAUUUCCUAAGUGAAUUAUAAAAUAAAAAUAAAUUGCAAUUUUUGAAAGAACGAAAAAUUAAUCGGAGAAUCUUUUUGUGAUUAUAGUUACCAGAUUUGAAGGUGAAAAAAUAUUUGUUCAGUAAUGAUAUAAGGUAAUAUUGAUUCACUUUAUCCUUGGCUUAGUGAGGCUGGCAGCGGCAGUAUGAAGAAAAUUUUAUGUCAUAAUCAAGAGAGGAUUUUUCAGUGAAAUGUUUCAAUUUUACCGCGAUCAAUAUCAUUAGAGAUGAUUUUAUUACAUUUCUUGAUAGCUUGAAUUUAUUGAAUAGUUUUAUUCAGUAAAAUGUGGCAAACUCGAUGAUGAGUCUCACAGCGCCUAUGUCGAGUUAUUAUUACGAAUAAAUCCAUUCUUCACUAACUCGGUUGAUCAAGUAUCUGGGAGCUAACAUUGUUCAACAGUAGGCAUUUGAUAAUUCUGAGUUUGAAGACUUCUAUUAUGCUAAGGCUCGUCCGUAAGACAAUUUUUCGUAAUUUAACUCGAAUUACUCAUAUUUGAAUUAAAAAUUCAAAUUAUAUAAAAUUAAAUAUUCAAAUCAUAUACGACAAACGUGCCGGCACUAAUUAUAUUAGCAGUCUUAACUCCUCACAGUAAAUGGGCGAUUGAGAUCAUUCACUAGGUCAUACUAGACCGCAUAUGUACAAAUACUCGGUGAUGUUUUUAGGAUAUAUUAAUGUAGGUCUCACGAAAUUUCUCGUGAAGUACAAUCCAUAUAUAUAUAAACAAUUCGUUUUUAAUUCACUUUAUUUUCGGUCUUACCGUUGUGCUGUUUAGCCUCGGACUGACCUCCUGGACAAAAAC